Molecule: messenger RNA, 2883 nt
Organism: Drosophila biarmipes
Lineage: Eukaryota; Metazoa; Arthropoda; Insecta; Diptera; Drosophilidae
Product: RYamide receptor
Exons: 8
Coding region: 514-2163 (549 amino acids)
Biological process (GO): G protein-coupled receptor signaling pathway
Cellular component (GO): membrane
Molecular function (GO): neuropeptide Y receptor activity
Source: RefSeq, a predicted model, not a curated record
CGUGCGGUUGUAUCUCGCGAUCGAAGCGGUAUCGAAGAAAUAGUCAAACAAUCGCGCGAAUCGCUGGCCAGAAGUUUUGAAAUUCAAUUAUCAAAUUCAUUUAACUCAGCCAUGAUUUUCAGACAGCUAAACCACAAUUAAGGCCUACGGAAAAGUUCGUUUAUCUGAGUAAUACAAACAAAGAUACAUAGAUACAGUUCUCUAUUGGCCCGCCUGCUGAUUAUGAUAUCAAUAUCAUAUUAACCGGAAAACUAAUUGCCUUAGGCAGUGAAAAAUAUAUGAUAGGAAAACAGACAGCCCCAUUAAAUGAGUAUUAAUUAAUUCAUGCACUACACAAAAAGCGCAUUUAAAUCCAUCAGGAGGCUAAUUAAUUUUUGUGGGAUUGCAAUGCUGCCCGGGAGACCCUGAAGAUGUACGGCACUACAUAAACAAGGAAACGUCGAACUAAAGUGCAAGGUUUAGGGGAUACAGUAUCCUCGUUAGGACAGAUAACCGAAACAAAGAGAUAGCGCCAUGGCAAUGGAUCUAAUCGAGACGGAAUCCCGCCUGGAGUUCUUGCCAGGAGCCGAGGAGGAAGCGGAAUUCGAGCGGUUGUACGCGGCCCCCGCUGAGAUUGUGGCCCUGCUGUCCAUCUUCUAUGGAGGGAUCAGCAUCGUGGCUGUCAUUGGCAAUACCUUGGUCAUCUGGGUGGUGGCCACCACGAGGCAGAUGCGCACGGUGACGAAUAUGUACAUCGCUAAUUUGGCCUUUGCCGAUGUGAUUAUUGGCCUCUUCUGCAUACCAUUUCAGUUCCAGGCGGCACUCCUACAGAGUUGGAACCUGCCGUGGUUCAUGUGCAGCUUCUGCCCCUUCGUCCAGGCCCUGAGUGUCAAUGUCUCCGUGUUCACGCUGACCGCCAUUGCAAUCGACCGACAUCGGGCCAUCAUCAAUCCACUCAGGGCACGUCCCACAAAGUUCAUAUCCAAGUUCAUAAUUGGCGGAAUUUGGAUGCUGGCCCUGCUGUUUGCCGUGCCCUUUGCCAUCGCAUUUCGGGUUGAGAAGUUGACCGAGAGGUUUCGUGAGAACAAUGAGACCUUCAAUGUGACGCGACCAUUCUGCACGAACAAAAACCUGUCCGAUGAUCAAUUGCAGUCCUUUCGCUACACCCUGGUCUUUGUCCAGUAUCUGGUUCCAUUCUGUGUCAUCAGCUUUGUCUACAUCCAGAUGGCGGUCCGUUUGUGGGGCACUCGUGCCCCGGGCAAUGCACAGGAUUCACGGGACAUCACCCUGCUGAAAAACAAGAAAAAGGUCAUCAAAAUGCUGAUUAUCGUGGUCGUUAUCUUCGGACUCUGCUGGCUGCCACUGCAGCUCUAUAAUAUUCUGUAUGUUACCAUACCGGAAAUCAACGACUAUCACUUCAUUAGCAUCGUCUGGUUCUGCUGCGACUGGCUGGCCAUGAGCAAUAGUUGCUACAAUCCCUUUAUUUAUGGCAUCUACAACGAAAAAUUCAAGAGAGAAUUUAAUAAGCGGUUCGCCGCCUGCUUCUGCAAGUUCCAGACGAGCCUGGACGCUCACGAGAGGACCUUCUCGAUGCACACUCGCGCCAGCUCCAUCAGGUCGACCUACGCCAACUCCUCCAUGCGGAUACGGAGUAAUCUCUUCGGUCCGGCCCGGGGCGGGGUCAACAAUGGCAAGACUGGUUUGCAUAUGCCCCGAGUGCACGGCAGUGCUGUUAACAGCGGCGCUUACAACGGAAGUGGUGGGCAGAACAACAAUGUCCAGGGUCACCAUUACCAGCAUCAAAGUGUGGUUACCUUUGCUGCGGCUCCAGGUGUUUUGGGCACGGCAGCUGGGGGUGCGAGCGGUGGUGGUUGUGCCUCAAUGCCGCCGUGGCGCCGCAACAAUUUCAAGCCCCUGCAUCCGAAUGUGAUCGAAUGCGAGGACGACAUGGCACUCAUGGAGCUGCCGUCGACGACGCCGCCCAGCGAGGAGCUGGCCUCCGGGGCAGGUGUCCAGUUGGCGCUGCUCAGCAGGGAGAGCUCCAGCUGUAUUUGCGAACAGGAGUUUGGCAGCCAGACGGAGUGCGAUGGCACCUGCAUACUCAGCGAGGUGUCGCGAGUCCACCAGCCGGGCUCCCAGGGCAAGGAGAAAGAGGGGGGCAAGAGCCUGUGGCAACCGCUUUAAAUUUAGCUAGAGUGAUUUAAGUUAUAGCCGUGUUCCAAUGGCACAAUCGGGGAACAAAUAUAUGAUGGGCGGGGGAGGAAUACAAGCCACUUAGGAAAAAGCCUAUAAAAUCCCUUAUAAAUAAUAAAUUCCAGUAGAUUGUAGAGUAAAGUCUAGAGGAAUCCAUUAAAGCCAUAUGUCUUUGUAAAUAUUUUUCACUUAAGUUAUUUCCCCUUAUAAGUAGUGCCAUUGGAACACGCCUAUUAACCUCUGUGAUUUCGUCUUAAUGAAUUGUGAUUACAAGUCCCAUUGCUGAUAGUUGGUUCGCAGAGGGAGAUGUAUGGAAUGAGUGUGAAUGCUGGUCGUGAGUCAUGUACAGUAUUAUAAAUAAUUGUAACUCCAAAUUACGUUCCUUAAAGCAUAAUAUGUAUAUUUCAGCUUUAAACACGCAGAACUUUGUCCAACAACAUUGUGUUAAAUCGAUUGUUUAAGGUUCUUUCAAAGCCAAAAUUCAGCAACAAAGAAAAACUUACAUAAGCACCUGAAAUCAAUUAAGUAGCUUUAAAUUAAAUUAUUAAAAUAGUUGUUUAACAAAACUCCGAUUAUGUAUUAAACCUACAAAAGCACGCAGCUGGAAGUACGCAAAUGGGAUGAACAAUAUUUGUCGUUAAAAAAACAGAAAGGCUAAUUAAUGUAAUUACUAUUGUAUUAAAUUACCAAACGAAUAAACAUUUCGAGUCA